Messenger RNA from Colletotrichum tamarilloi, 420 nucleotides. RefSeq lists its product as uncharacterized. The transcript has a single exon. The record is from RefSeq and is a predicted model, not a curated record. Lineage: Eukaryota; Fungi; Ascomycota; Sordariomycetes; Glomerellales; Glomerellaceae. The coding region runs from base 1 to 420 and encodes 139 amino acids.
AUGGGCGACAGACCACCAGGAAACUGGCGAAUGCCGAGGCAUAUGCUGAGGCCAAUGCCACCACAGCAGAACUCUCAAGCGACCAACGUCAGCCAUCUGACAGAGAUGAGCCUGGCCAUUGCUACGCAAAACCGACAAAGUGCCGAGAUCAUUGAACGCUUUUGUGCCAGCAUGACCAACGAGUCACGACUGUUCAAUCGACGCGACAGUCGUCCCGAGUACAAUAACGACUAUGUCGAGCUUGCUACGACCCAAACGACCCCUACGGGACAAAGAGCAACGACUAGGCCCCCUACGAGGGCGAAGAUAACAACCAGGCCCCUCCCCAGAACAACCAGGCCCCCAACGAGCCACAACGGCGACAACGGCGUACUUGACGCGAGUAUGUCGAGCCCCUCCCCGAGCCUGGCUUUGAAAUAG